AUGUCAACUUUCUAAGAAAGGUUUAAGGGCAAAACUACUGUUAUGGGAAGAAAUGGAAUGGAGUCAGUUCUCAAUACUUGUUAAUAACCUAUUAAAAAAGACUUUGAAUAUUAAAAUAGAUGUCCUCAGAUUCCAUAACCUCUGAAAUAAUAAGUUAAUGUACAACCAUUUCCUAAUCAAAUUCAAUAUAACCAUCAGCAAAAUCAUUAAAUUUUAUAUUAACAUAAUCCAUAUAUCCAAGAAUAAUAAAUUCAGGAUCAUCUCUAAUAUUUGAGUCAAUAACAAUAUUUUCAACCCUCCACUAAUUACUAAGCAAGACAAACUGCCACUGAACCCCAAAAAAAGAAUGAACAAAGAUCAUAAUCUGCAAAAUAAUAAUAGCAAUCAGUUGACGAUUCGUAACGGUACAAACCAUACACCAUCAAGGAUUUUGAAAUGAUGAAAAAGACAGCGAAUGCUAAAUUAGGAGGUUUGGGGCCUAAUAUCAGUGGAGAAGAAUGGGCAAAAGAGAAGGAAAAGCUACACAAAAGAUAAGAAUUUGCAGAAUAAGUCAGGCUGUUUAAUUCAACCAAUAUUAUAACUAUCAAAAAUAAAGAAACCAAACUUCCUGAAAUUAAUGCAAGGCAAAAGGCGAUUGAAUUCGCCAGAAAUAUACCAAAACCAGUGGCCAAAAAAAAAGAUGAUAUUCCAAUGAAGAGUAUGCCCAAUAAACCUGUAAAUAAUUAAGGAAUCAAUAGGGAUCCUUUUGAUGAUGAAAUUGCAAGACUGGAAAAAGAACAUAUUAAAUAUUUAAACUAAUUGGAUAAAAUGAAAUGAUUUUUCAUGUAAUUUUAUAUUAACACACUUCUUAUGCUUUUAAUAUAAGGGUU
Messenger RNA from Paramecium tetraurelia, 869 nucleotides. RefSeq lists its product as uncharacterized. The transcript is spliced from 3 exons. Gene Ontology annotation, biological process: axoneme assembly. Lineage: Eukaryota; Ciliophora; Oligohymenophorea; Peniculida; Parameciidae. The record is from RefSeq and is a predicted model, not a curated record.